AUGCGACAACAGCCUCUCCCCCGGGACACAUUCUUCAGUCUCAAGAACGAGUCACAAAUACUGGAGCGUCCGAUUUCAGUAGCAACCGAAUUUGUGGACACGGACUGGGAUGAAGAAGACGAGAUCAUUAGCGACGAGGAAGAUAACUCGCCUCGCAUAAGUUUGCAAUCGGCUGGACAACCCAGUUUCACAACGGUCUCCUCCUACGAUGAGGUACCAACACCAAGGUCGAGUAGAAGCCAAGAGGUUCCAGUGGAAUACUCCCCGAAGCAAGUUGAAGGUCCUCGAGGACCUCAUUUGUUCCGGAACUCAACUGACCACUACUUGCCUACCGAAGAAGAUAUUAUCCUGACACUAUCGCCUAUUACUCCCAAGGGACCUCGAAACAUUACCGAAUUUCUUAUGUCAUCUCAGCCACCACCGCAACCCCGUGCCAGUCCCUUCCAAUACACUGAUGCUGAACUUGACACGGCAGCUCUUGCAUCGUGGACUACUGAAAUGGUUGCGCAGGCUAUGCUCAAUGCUGGCAUUGAGCUGUCCGUGGCUGACCGGUUUAUGGAGAAUGAUAUCAGCGGUGCGAUCUUAAUCACACUGAAGUUCGAAGAUCUCAAGGAGCUUAGCAUCCAGUCGUUUGGUAUCAGAACCAAAGUCUGGCAUCAGAUCCAAGCCUUAAGGGACAGUCAGCCUGCAUCUCCUCGACCAGAGACACCAAUCGAGGAUGUCCCAAGCAGGGAUGUGGUGCGGGAGACUCGAAGAGUGGAAGACAACGGGAUGAGACGUCGCCAGAGCAGCAGACGAAAGAACCGAACAAGGACAAACGGAGACGAUAUCACCCCUAUGGAGUCAGUAUCCAUUAUUGGCAUCGAACAAGUCAUCCCCAAGCCUCACCACUGCUCAAAGGGAGAGAACUGCUCCAAGUACAGAAAACAGCAGCAACUUAUCCGGGCGUUCAAAAAGGAGUACCCCCAUGUCGACAUCAAUGCUACUGGAACCGUCAUGAUUGGUGAUGCUGGAAACCCACAGACAGCUAAAGCACUGGACCCCAACAAGGUCCGCCCCGUCUCAGAUGCUGAGCCUUCUGUCGUUGCAUCCUCUGAUGUUAUGGGCCCUGGUAUGCCUCCCAUUCAGUAUCUUUAUGAAGCUUCUCUUCGUGGAGUUCAGGCACGAGACCCCCAAGACAACGUCAGGCAAUUCCUCAACUUUCAGCAUCAGCACGGGGGAGAGUGUAGCGAGGAUGUCCCCCCUACACCCCCGUUUGCUGGAAUCCAAGCUGCACAGGCCCAGCUUCCUCACCAAGGUCUACGCCGCCUUCCUAAGCUCUCCAUCCCUGGCAAGGCUCCGCUGCCACCCUCGCGACUUGGUGCUUCUUCUGUUCCGCCUCCUCCCCAGAAGAAUCAGCCUCAGAACCAGUCAUAUGUACAACGUCAACAGCAGCAGCAGCAACAACUGCAACAGCAUUACCAUCAGCAACAGCAACCUGCCUUUGCACCUUAUCAGAUGGAAAGAACCAGCCCUCGGUCCCCUGAUUUGGAGAUGACACCCAGGAACAACUUCCGCCAUGGUACACCUUUUUCAGAGCUUGAUGUUCCUGUCACUGCUGUACCCAUUGGUCCUGUUGCUCGAGACUUCUCGCAGUCUGUUCCUCCUGACAUGAACUACCGCACUUCUCCCACCAACAACGUUUCUCCUCCCCGCUGCCAGUCUCGUACUUCAGCCCGCCGCCCAUCUUUCCCCGUGAUGCCCGCUUUGGAGGAAAACAGGUCCAUUAACACGACCAGACCUUCUCAUGGAUCGUCAUCGCCCAAGUCACCACGUGGGUCACGAGCUCAGCAGCCCCUUCAGCCACCUCCUCGGGAUAACCUCCCCUUCUCCCGCGGUCAUCUCAACGGUUCUGAGAAAGUACUGGCACCAUCUAUCACACCCAUCGGUGCCAAGGGCAAGUCUCCCUCUGCCGACUCUGCCAAUGGUAUCAGCCACCAAGGCCCCAUGAAAAAGCGCAAGACCAAGAUGCUUCGACAUGAGUGGCAAGACGGUUACUUCACCCUGAAGGGUUCUCGCCUCAACAUGCACAAGGACUCUGAAGAGUUGGACCGCACUCUCGAAUAUGUUGACAUUGAUGACUACGCCAUUGCCUGCUCAAGCGUGGCUUCUUCUUCCAAGCUUAGCGCUGCUUUCAAGACAAUGCACCUUUCUCGUGGAAGCCACAGCCGCGAGAAGAGUGACCCAGUAGGCGCAUUCGCUUUCCAGCUCAUUCCUCAAGACAAGAACACCGCGCGACUUCGUAAGCGCGAGAGUCACAUCCAGCCCGGCAGCACAAUUCCUGCCGAGGGAGUCAAUGGCACAGGCAAGACACACCACUUUGCUGUCAAGAACCGUGAUGACCGUAUUGACUGGAUGCGCGAGCUCAUGCUUGCAAAGGCUUUGAGACAGAAGGGUGAGGGCUUCGAGAUCAGUGUCAACGGCAACAUGAUCUAA
Molecule: messenger RNA, 2475 nt
Organism: Fusarium pseudograminearum CS3096
Lineage: Eukaryota; Fungi; Ascomycota; Sordariomycetes; Hypocreales; Nectriaceae
Exons: 2
Coding region: 1-2475 (824 amino acids)
Molecular function (GO): protein binding
Source: RefSeq, a predicted model, not a curated record